Vidua chalybeata is the source of this 3342-nucleotide messenger RNA. RefSeq names its product von Willebrand factor C domain containing 2 like (gene VWC2L). The record is from RefSeq and is a predicted model, not a curated record. Gene Ontology annotation, biological process: negative regulation of BMP signaling pathway. Gene Ontology annotation, cellular component: AMPA glutamate receptor complex. Lineage: Eukaryota; Metazoa; Chordata; Aves; Passeriformes; Viduidae. The transcript is spliced from 5 exons. Gene Ontology annotation, molecular function: protein binding. The coding region runs from base 711 to 1400 and encodes 229 amino acids.
CCGGGCCGGGGAGUCCCCGGAGGGGCGCGGGGGCUGCCCGCCCGCCGGGCGCGGGGCUCCUGCGCCCGCCCUCCCCCGCCUGCCUCCCGCCUAACCCGCGAUCGCUCCCCCCCUUCCCCCGCCGAGGCGAAGCUGGAGCCGCAGGAGAUCCGCCGGGCACAGGGAGGGGACAGGGAUGGGUUGUUUUCUCUCCCCCGCCCGCCCCGAGACCUGAGGAGAUGCAGCCCAAGUUCGCCGCGAUGACUCUGCUGCUGGCACCGGGGUUUCUCCGCGGCAUCGCAGCCUCCGGACCGCCUGAAUCCUGCUCCCUCUGAAUCGUCGGCUCCGGGUUAAAGCUCAGUUCUCAUGGUGUGGUUGCUGGGCUGCCGCGCUCCCGUUUUGCGAUGGGAGGUGGAGGAAAAGGGAUUGUCCGUGAGUCAACACCGAAAACGUGAUUAGGAUGAACUGCUUUCACUAAUCUCUUUCUAACCUUUCAGUCCAUGUUGGCCUGUGACCCCUCUCAGCUUUCACAUCCAGCCUGAUCAGGAUGAGAAAUGAUGAGAAAGUUCAAGCUGUAAACUAAUUCUGAGCCAAGCAGCAUUUGUUUACUUGUUGAAAUGUGUCCGUGCAAGACGUCUGCAGUCUGUCUGAUUUCCAGGAUCGAGCCGAGUGCCUACCACAACACUGGUCUCCCUAUGGAAGCAACUGUUUGUAUCUGGCUUUGAGGUCCCAUGGAGAAGCCGAGGAAGGGGAUGGCUCUUCACACCCAUGAAGCCUGGAUACUUCUCUUUGUGCUCCCUGGUUUGGUCACUCCAGCUGCCAUCAAUCAUGAAGAUUACCCCGCUGAUGAAGGGGACCAGACCUCCAGUAAUGACAAUCUGAUCUUUGAUGAUUACCGGGGGAAGGGCUGUGUGGAUGACAGUGGCUUUGUGUACAAACUGGGAGAACGUUUUUUCCCAGGACAUUCCAACUGUCCUUGUGUCUGUACUGAGGAUGGACCUGUUUGUGAUCAACCAGAAUGCCCUAAAAUCCACCCAAAGUGCACAAAAGUGGAACACAAUGGAUGCUGUCCAGAAUGCAAAGAAGUGAAAAACUUUUGUGAAUAUCAUGGGAAAAGUUACAAAAUCUUGGAGGAAUUUAAGCCCUCGCCAUGCGAAUGGUGUCGCUGCGAGCCCAGCAAUGAAGUUCACUGUGUUGUAGCAGACUGCGCAGUCCCCGAGUGUGUCAACCCGGUCUAUGAACCAGAGCAGUGUUGCCCUGUCUGCAAAAAUGGUCCCAACUGCUUUGCGGGCACCACGAUAAUUCCCGCGGGCAUCGAGGUGAAGGUGGACGACUGCAACAUCUGCCACUGCCACAACGGGGACUGGUGGAAGCCGGCGCAGUGCUCCAAGCGCGAGUGCCAGGGCAAGCAGGCUCUGUAGCAGCCCCCUGGCCAACAACCCGCUCACGGUGAUGGUGGUGAUGGCGAUGAUGAAGGAACGGCCUCGAUGCUGCCCACGUGUCCGCCCUCCUGCCAGCUGCAGCAGGGUCCCCAGCAAGCCCUGCGAGGGUGCCACGCGAGCAGAGAUCGGUACCUGCGGGGAAGGGUGUCCCCGUGCCCCCUGCAGCUCCUGUCCCGCUGUGCACACUCUGUUCCCGGUGUCCAGGUGUCUGCUCUGCUGUGGGAGCCACCGGUGCUCGGCAGGGACGCGCUGCUCGGACCGGGGCAGGACAGCAGGAAAACAGCCCGUGCACGGUCCUGGCCUGGCGAUGCCUCCGAGGCACCGAUGGAUUCACUGCUCUCACUUUCUACAGUGUGGAUCGUGGGGUUUUUCACAGUUAUUUAUUUGAAGGUUUUUUGCUAUUGUGAUUUUUUUUCUUUUUUUUUAAAGUCUCUUCCUAAGCUGGGAUCAUCAGGACAAUACAGCUAAGAGUGGAGCAAUAGAUGGAGCAUUUUUAUUGUGUCUGUAAGCGCAGGUGGCACUAAGGACAGGAGAGAGGUAGAAAUUACAAGGGAUGGGGUGGGGGGGGGUUAAAGAAAAAACCCAAGUGGAUUGUAACCUGCAGCAGGACUGAGGUAGAUGCACAGGUAUAGACCGGACAGCCACGACACAAAGCUGUAUCUGUGUUACACUUUCUCCACUGAGUGGGGACAAUAAAGUUGAAGACACCUACACAGUCAAUGUGACCUUGAUGGGAGCAGAGCCCACAGCAGCUGCGUAGUCAGGCUGGGGCAGCCAAACAGAAGGUGCUCCAUGAAAGCAACAUCUUACCUGGCUUGUUUGUGUAUGAUUCCUGGCUGGGGCAUCAGUGGUGGAGCAGAGGGAAGAGGGCCCCACCUGUCCUGGUUCCUGGGCUGAGCACUUGCUCAUCUGCCUUGUCCCAUCCCGAAGCUGCUCUCACUGGAGCCAAGGGCAGUGUUUCAUUGCCUUCAGUGACAGCAGAUCACAAUUAAAAUAUGGGAUCACCCCACUCUGGAGGUUUCCAGGAAUGUCCCAUGGCUGUGGCAGCACUAAACUGGCUCAGCUGGCAGGUAAGACCCUUUGCUACAGUGGGAGGGAGCUGCCCUGGCUCUCCCUGGGAGCAUCCACACUGCCAGGGAUAAGGCAAGCCAUGGUGCAGCAGGGCUGGGCUGGGCUCCUGUGAGGGCUGUCUCUUGAAAACAGCUGCUUGCUGUGCCUGCCUGCCAGGAGCAGAGGUCCCCAGCAGCCAAGGGUCCCCAUCAGGCUUUCCAGCACUGGUACCUCCUGCUUUCUCAGGCUGCAGCUUCCAGGCGAUACUGUGAAAGAAAAGCCACCAAUGUCAUGUCCCUGCCUGCCUGGCCAGGCGAGCACAGGGGCCUUUCCCAUCUCUGUCCACGCUUGGUUCCCUGCUUUUUGGUCAAUGCCAUGGGGGUGGUGGUGCUUGUUUUGUUCAGAGUUCAGGCUCCUGUCCAGCACCUGCUCUCAACAGUGACGGCAGCAAAUCCUCCCCACAGCAUCUUCACCGAAGCAGAUCAGCACAUCAGGCUCAGUUUAUACACACUAAUGCCUUUAUACUUUCAUUUCUUCCCCAUUUUGGUGUUUUCCUGGAGGGCAGGGGUGGGAGGAGCACUUAGCACAGCAACUGCUGUCCUGUGGCUGAGCAUUGGCUCCCUGCAGGCCGAGCUGGUAUCAUUCAAGACAUCAUCGCCACAUUUCUUUGUAAGCUGUUGCCUGUCAAUGACUAUCCAGUUUCAAAACCUUCAAAUAGUGUGCCUGAAACUAGUGAGAAAAAAAAAAACCUACUGUACAAAUGGGAGGGAGGGGUCCUAGAAACAAUAUUUGAUGUGCAAAAGAUUAUAUUAUUAAAAAAUUAUUUUGUUAAAUAUAAAGUGUGUGAACCAGCAAAAAAACCCCAAAAUUA